AUGGUAGCUGCCUAUUACGUGGUUUUUACUCUCUUAGCAGUAAUAUUAUCUUAUCUAUACUUCCAUUAUCGCAAAGCUUGUUGUUUUGAGAUAAGAAAUAAGCCUAUCAAAGGAAUUUUACUGGUUAGAACUGAUUUGAAAAUGUCAAAAGGAAAGUUAGUAUCACAAGGCUUACAUGCAGCUUAUGCAGCAGGUCAAGCCGAUCGUAACAAUCUUCUCUGUCGGUUAUGGCAAACCUUUGGGUAUAAGAAGGUCUCUUUACAAGUACCAGACUUAGCUACGAUGAAGAAUCUAGUAAGUCAGUUUAAGAGGCAAAAGAUACCGACUUAUCCCAUUAUUGAUGCUGGUAGGACUCAAGUUGAGCCUAAUACAUGGACUGUGACAUUUGUUGGUCCAUACUAUGAAGAUGAAAUAGAUAAGAUAACGGGUGGGUUAAAGUUGUUAUAA
Messenger RNA from Nematocida homosporus, 447 nucleotides. RefSeq names its product peptidyl-tRNA hydrolase, PTH2 family. Lineage: Eukaryota; Fungi; Microsporidia. The record is from RefSeq and is a predicted model, not a curated record. Gene Ontology annotation, cellular component: cytosol; mitochondrion. Bases 1 to 447 code for a protein of 148 amino acids. Gene Ontology annotation, molecular function: peptidyl-tRNA hydrolase activity. The transcript has a single exon.